Molecule: messenger RNA, 1955 nt
Organism: Chrysoperla carnea
Lineage: Eukaryota; Metazoa; Arthropoda; Insecta; Neuroptera; Chrysopidae
Exons: 8
Coding region: 129-1898 (589 amino acids)
Biological process (GO): endoplasmic reticulum tubular network organization
Cellular component (GO): endoplasmic reticulum membrane; endoplasmic reticulum tubular network; cytoplasmic microtubule
Molecular function (GO): microtubule binding
Source: RefSeq, a predicted model, not a curated record
CUGUUAGCGGUCAUUCAAAUGUUGUUCUGCUGUUAGUAAUAUUCGGUGUGUUUUAUUAAUUAAUUUGUUAUAGUGUUUUUUAAAACAAAAUAAUCAUUUUUUUAAUGAUUCAAAUAUAAAUAAACAAUAUGUUUUCGGCAGUUGUGUCAAGGCUCAUCAUAUUAUUGUUUGGUACAUUAUAUCCAGCAUAUGCUUCCUACAAGGCUGUGAAAACGAAAAAUGUUAAGGAAUAUGUUAAAUGGAUGAUGUACUGGAUAGUAUUUGCACUGUUCACAUGUGCGGAAACUUUCACCGAUGUAUUUCUAUGUUGGUUUCCAUUUUAUUAUGAAUUAAAAAUCAUUAUAGUAAUAUGGCUGUUAUCACCUGCUACCAAAGGUUCUAGUAUUCUUUAUAGAAAAUUCGUUCAUCCGCUAUUAAGUCGACGAGAGCAGGAAAUCGACGAAUACAUAAACAAAGCAAAAGAACAAGGUUAUCACACAGUACUCCAUUUAGGAUCAAAAGGUGUGAAUUAUGCAACAACAGUUAUUAUGCAAACAGCUAUCAAGGGUGGCGGAGGAAUAGUAAAUCAACUUAAAAAAAGUUAUAGUUUAAGCGAUUUAACGGAGAACGAAGUAAAUCGUAAUACAGAAACAAAUCAAGGAGAAACUGAGGAAACCGAUGGCGUAAUAAUUACAGACCCAAGAUUAUUACGCUCGGCACGUACACGAGCUUACAGUCCAAAACGUUCUUCGUCCGGUCCAAAUCGUGUUGACAUGUAUUUCCCAGAAGUAGAUGUAGACGUACGACAAACCCCACCACGAGAUCCUCACAUAAGUCAUAUCCGUUCAAGUGAUGAUAUUAGUUCUGGUUAUUCCAGUGCCGAAUACGUUGGACAGACAACAAAAACUGAAGCUAUUAUACGUGAAGGGGCAUUAAUUAGGACAGCAUCCGUUGGUGGAAGUACACGAUCUAGAACAAAGACAGUUAAAAGCUCACUAGUUGUAGCAAAAAAGGCUGCUCCAACUGAGGAAUACUCACAAGAUGAUAUAAUUCCUAUUGAUUCCACCACAUUAAUUUAUCUUUUACGCCAAGCAAACCUUCUCCCUCUAAUAAAUACAGCAAAAGUAGACAUUAACGAAGAAAAUGUAUUUUUUAAUUGUGAAAAUGAAUCGGAUUCAAGUGAUGUAUCAAAUAAAGAUGAAAGCACUAGUCAAGAGUACGAUGAUGCUGUAGAUUUCAAUGAACCGAAUGAAAAUGAUAUAAGUAAAGUCAAAUCGGAACCAGAAACAUCUAGUAGCAUCCCCACCAAACAGGAUAAUAUCGAAGUGAGUGAUCAAAACAUUAAAACCAAUAAUGAAAGAUCUGGCCGAUAUAAAAAACAUACAGCACCGCCACCACCAAUGUCAAAAAUAUCCCAAGAAAAUUUAGAAAAAAAUGAUGCAUUAAAUGCAAUAAAAGCAACCUUAACUCUCAAACAAGGAUUAUUAAAAACAAUCGAUUCGAAAAUAAAUACACAAAGAAAACAUGUUUUCGUAUCUUUACCAAAAAUUAGUAAAUCUGAUGAAAAACCAACAUCAAAUCGUAAGGAAAAUUUCUUGUUAAAAUUACACAAGAAAUUACCAUUUUGGUCGUUAAAGAAUAAAAACGUAACAAAUGUACAAAGUAGUUCGCUUGUAAAUAUCGAUCAAUUACAAUUAAAUAUUGAUAAGAUUUCUAAACGAUCAUCAUGGCAUGAAAUGGCCGGUUCGUUAAAUGAAUUUCCAAAUAAUUCAAAUAAUAAUAGUCCUACAUUACGACAAUCAAGAUCACAUCAAGAUAUUCGAUUAAAUAAUGAGACUGGAAGUGAUUUGUUUAUACGAAACAUGUCUGAGUCUCCAUCACAACGUCGUAAAAAUAUUCCAAAACAUGAUAGCAAAUAAUUAUUGAAUCUGAGUGUCCAAUUUUGCAACAAUACCGCGAAGUAAGAAGACUAGCAA